Penicillium manginii is the source of this 1692-nucleotide messenger RNA. RefSeq names its product vegetative incompatibility protein HET-E-1. Lineage: Eukaryota; Fungi; Ascomycota; Eurotiomycetes; Eurotiales; Aspergillaceae. The coding region runs from base 1 to 1692 and encodes 563 amino acids. The transcript has a single exon. The record is from RefSeq and is a predicted model, not a curated record.
AUGCUGCAAGGUUCGAAGCCUAACCGAGAAAGGAAUGCCACCCCGACACUCAACGGCAAUCAGACCUUCGUCAUAAACAAACUCCGAAAGGUCGAAGAAGCUCCAUUCAACUCUAGUGCAAAUCAGCACGACCCGACCUGUCAUGGUGAAACGCGUCGCGAACUGCUUCAAGAGAUCCAUGAGUGGACUGAUGGCCCAAUAACAGGCCAGCAUAUAUACUGGCUCCAAGGAAAGGCUGGAACUGGAAAGUCAACAAUUGCCCGGACCGUGGCUUGUAAGCUUGACGGGUGUGGUAUUCUUGGAGCCAGCUUUUUCUUCAAAAGGAAUGAAUCUGGCCGUGCUAAUGCUGGCUAUCUCUUCUCAACCAUUGUUGCCCAGCUGGCACGAAGACUGCCCGCCACUGCCGAGCACAUGCGACACGCCAUCGAAACUGAUCCUGAGAUAGCCAACAUGGCAUUUCAAGCACAAUUCAGAGAACUGAUCGUGAAGCCGAUGAUAAAGUCUAUUCAGGCUCGCACUUACAGAACCAUGACAGUCGUGAUUGAUGCGCUCGACGAAUGUGACAGACCCAAUGACGCAAUGACAAUCAUAAAGUUGCUUCUACAGACUGAACUUCCGACGGUAGCUCCCCUGAAAUUCUUUAUCACUAGUCGAUAUAAGUUCCCAGUUCUCUCAGAUCACCAGGGAAUCCAAAGCCGAGUCACCGAAUUUCUUGUUCACGACAUUCCACCGCCGAUUGUUGAGCGGGACAUCGCAGCCUUUCUGACAUCUCGAUUGGGUGAUAUCCGGAAAGAGUUCAAUAUGACAUCCACUUGGCCAGGCCAGCCACAGUUUCAAAGGCUGCUGAAGAGAUCGGUUCCGCUAUUCAUUUUUGCUGCCACUGCCUGCCGCUUCAUUGAGGAACGUCAACAAGGUGGUGGACCGCAGGGUCGCCUUCAGAAAAUCUUGCAAAAUGAAUACCAAGGGCAACUUGAUCAAAUAUACCUGCCUAUUUUAAAUCAUAUGAUUUCUGGACUUUCGGACUCUGCGACUCGAACGGCACUGAAGGAAUUCAACCUGAUUGUUGGCUCGAUCAUCACCCUUGCAGAUCCUCUGGGAGUUGGACCUCUGGCGAAGCUCCUAAGUUUUAGCACUGACUGUAUUGAGGAUAGACUAUAUUUCCUUCAUUCCGUUCUCGACAUUCCACCCGACGCUGAUAGUCCUGUGAGGAUAUUUCAUGAAUCUUUCCGUGACUUCCUAGUUCACCCUGACUCGGAGGCUGGCGCAAAGUUCCAGGUUGAUGUGACGGCCACGCAUAAGAUGCUUGCACGGAAAUGUAUUACGCUGCUCGGCGACGGUGGAGUCUUAAAAAGGGACAUUUGUGGGCUAGGAGAAGCGGCUAAGGCACGUGCCACUCUUGACCAACAGGUUAUUGAAGAAAAACUGCCAAAAGAGGCUCGAUAUGCAGUUCUUUACUGGGUACAUCACCUCAGGAGGAGCCAACCUAGUACAGUAAACGAUGAGGGACAAGUACUCCGGUUUCUUCAGAAUCACCUACUCCAUUGGCUUGAGGCUUUGAUUCUGUUGGAGGAAAUCUCAGAGGGCAUCAAACUUAUUGGUGAGUUACAGGUUCUAUUCAAUGUAAGUCGCUUGUCUGAUCGCAGAUUUAUUUGCAUGGUAGCUGACGUGCACAGGGGAGUCGAAAGUCUGUAA